Molecule: messenger RNA, 3859 nt
Organism: Girardinichthys multiradiatus
Lineage: Eukaryota; Metazoa; Chordata; Actinopteri; Cyprinodontiformes; Goodeidae
Product: GTPase IMAP family member 8-like
Exons: 6
Coding region: 633-2114 (493 amino acids)
Molecular function (GO): GTP binding
Source: RefSeq, a predicted model, not a curated record
ACCCUCUCUUGUUCUUACUUCUGACCCUCCCUCUCUUCGUCUAUCCUUCCUUCCAUCAGUCCUCCGAACUGCAGUCUGCAUACAGGUCCAUUCUGCUGCUGCUGCUGCUGCUGGGUGAUAGGAGUGAGUGGGAGGAACAUUUUCCCCCGCUUUGACUCAGAAAAAAAGAGAAAUGAUGAGACAUCUUUCUGGAGCUGCAAAGGCAGAGUUGGAUUUGGCUUCCAGUUUCCUGCAUUGCACAAUAUUUCUCGUCUGCUUGGAGAUAUAAAAAAAAAAAGGCAAAGGAGAAAGCUUUGGCAGACAAGGAGGGAGAAGGAGAAGGUGAUACACUAAAGAGGACAGAGAAGAGGUCUAGAGUUGCUCAAGAGGGGAAGAAGGGAGAUACAGCAGAUUGCAGAAGAGAGCUGAGGGAGUGGGAGGAAUGAGGAAAGAGUGGGAGACAACAAACUGAAGAUGGAGUGACUAACACUGCAGUAGCAUGAGGGUUGAAGUGAAAGUAGAAGCUGAGAAGCAGCCGUGUGUACGCCACUUCACUUUCUGAAGGAGCCAGAGGAAAGGAAUUCACCGUGGAGGCAAGAAGGAGACGAAGGAGGGGGCCCGAGGAGGAGGAAGCCAGAGGUUCAACGCUCAAGAUGGCUACCAUGUCCUCUGCCUCUGACACUGGGGACCACCGGGGUCGCCACCCCCCUGAGCGGCGGCUGCUGAUCCUCGGCGGACCCCGGUCGGGCAAGACCUCCUCCGCCAAUACCAUCCUAGGAGAUGAGAUGUUUGAUGCCGGGACAGAGACGACCCACAGCAAUGUGGGUCAGACGGAGAUCUACGGGCGACGAGUCACAGUAGUCGACACUCCAUGCUGGGCCAUCCCAGCAGACCCAGAGGACGAUGAAGAACCCGAUACAGACGAUAAUGCUGGCGCCGAAUCAGACAGCCCAGCUCGGCCCCCGCCGAGCCUGGACAGUGAGGGCCCCUGCAUGGGGGCCAUUCUGUGCCCUCCUGGACCACACGCCAUUCUCCUGGUGGUGUCGAUCACCCAGCCCUUCAGUGACAGAGAGAGGAAGGCUGCAGAGGAGCAGCUGGGGGCUCUGGGUGGAGGCACCUGGAGAUACUGCAUGGUCCUCUUUACUGGAGUGGACAAGCUGCCCAAAGGCGUGUUCAUCGAGGAGCACAUAGCCAACACUGGAGAGACGCUGCAGUGGCUGGUGGAGAGAUGUGGAAGCAGAUAUCAUGCCUUUGAUAACACCCUUAAAGACUCAGAGGAAAACACUCAAGUACCUGAAUUGAUGGAAAAGGUGGAAGAAAUUGUCACCGACAACCAAGGCUGGUACUUUGAGGUGAAUGAAUUGAUUUUGCUGGAGGAAGAGCAGGCCCGGAGAGCGCUGGAGGAAGAGAGGAUGAGGAUGGAGGAGCACGCCAGGCAGAGGGAGCAGAUGAUCGGAGGACCUCCCCGAGAGUUGAGGUUGCUGCUGCUGGGUUGGAAGGGCGUCGGGAAGAGCUCGGUGGGGAACUCUAUUCUGGGCCGUCGAUUCUUCGAGUCGGGUCAGGAGACAGAGCUGUGCCAUAGGAGGCAAGCGCUUGUGUGUGGCCGCCGGAUCACGAUCGUCGACACCCCGGGCUGGGACUGGUUCUCGGUGAGCCGGACCCCAAAGCGGAUCCGACAGGAGUCCCAGCGCGGCGCCGCCCUCCUAAGGCCGGGACCCCACACCCUGCUCCUGGUUCUUCCCGUCGUCUCAUCCCUUACGGCCAGGAAGAGGAGGACGCUCCUGGCGCACAUCGAGACUUUGUUCGGAGACAAUGCGUGCCUCCACACCAUGGUGCUGUUCAGCUGUGGUGACUGGCUGGGACACACGCCCAUCGAGGAGCACAUCCUCAGGGGAGGGCGGGAGCUGCAGAGACUACUUGAGUACUGUGGGAACUAUUACCACGUCCUGGACAGUAAGACACCCGGCAAGGACAGGAGUGUGUCGCUGCUUCUGGAUAGGAUAGAGGAGAUGAUCAGGGAAAACGGUGACCAGGCCUUCCUCCCCAUCCAGACAGAGUGGUUGAGCGAGGAGAGCUCUUACUCCUCGGACAACACCGAACCGGAGGACGACUGCCGGGGAUGCCAGCUGCAGUGACAAGAACGCCCCAGAGCUGGGGGGGAGCCAGUGUUCCCUGGCUUUGUCUUCGGUAGACCCCAAACAUCACCUCAUGUAACCUUCGCCUCAUCUAAAAUCUCCCUCAGUAAAUCCAAAAAGAUUCAGGGAAGAACAAAAGGGUUAGAAGCAAGAGUUGGGACAUGUAGCUCUUUCUUAUAAAGACCAUACCCACUGUUCACUCAGCAAAGCUCAGCCUUUACUAACCGGAUCCAAAUACCACUGGGAAUAGACUCCAACUCUGCUGCUGUUAAAGCGACAUCAUUGCAAAUCCAUGUUCACUUUGACUUUCAAAUGAAGCUACAAUCGGUGAUUUCUGUUUUAUGGAAGAUAAGCGGGUGCCUUGGUGAGGUUGUCUCCUGCUGCAGCAGCUUUGAAGAGGUAAAGCAGCUCCAGCGUAAAACAAAAACUGAGCUCCACAGGGCGGAGACACAAGCGUAGUUUUCACCGUGUGUGAUCCACAUUCACAUUCUGAAUAUCAAAAUUGCCUUCAUUAAAGUUCGAAUAGGGUCUGCUCAGGGAGUCGGGUUGAACUGAUCCCUUCAGGGGAAAAUAUGGCAAUUUAGAAAAAAGCUGAUCGAUGCUGUUUGCUAAACUGCAGACGUGAGUCACAUCAUGAAUCCAGCCGGAGAGAUUCUGUGUGUUUAGACAACAAGAAGCAGCUCUCCCGUGCUAAAAAAAAAAUAACAUACAUUUUGUAAAAUAGUGCAUAUUCUGUUGCACCGUUGCUUAGCCUUCUUUCUCAAGGAGAACAAAAGAGUAAAGGGAAGGCUGCCUUGAAACCGUGCAGCCUCAGAUCCCAGCAGAGCAGUUCGGGCUGGCUCUGCAACCGUCAUGCAUCCAGCGCAAAUAUCGACAAGGUAGAUUCAUCUCCGUGCCUCAGCAUCACAGCGUGAGAGCGGGAGCCUGGAAGCUGUAUCCUUAAAACGCUACGGCAAGCUUUCGCAUGUUACACAAACUAAAUAACCUCAUGAACCAUUCAGAGCUCGCGCGGGGGCUUUUACUACCUGCUAACCUUUUUCUACAUCCAUGAGACAUCAGCUCCUGACGUACGAUUUUUUUCUUAACAAGGAACAAUUUGAAUAAAAAGUAAUAUGUAAACGUAUAUUCAGCCGUCCGCGGCACGUAAAGACACUGCAUGCGAACAAACGAGUGCCUAAAGAGUUGAAGGCAACCUCACUUCUUAUUCUUCUGACUCUUGCUUAAAAAUAAACCUGUGACUUCUCUGGUGUGGCAUUCACGUCCUUCCACCUCAUCUGUACUAACGCAAGAAAUGUUGAGGCACAGUGGAAGAGGAAGGGGAAGGAAGCCUGUUCAACAUGUGACGGACACCACUGCCAGGCAGCCAAAUCUCCUUUUCUAUACAUGAAGCGAGGAACAAAAGAAAACCCUGACCCAGCCUUCUCUGUGUUUUACUGACUCCGUGCUUCUCCUAGUGACGUAGGCUACCGCAGCACUUAGUGUGACGAGCAUGCCUUUAAAAUUUCCUACCAGGAUGUGGCAAACCUUCACUCUGAGUCUUGCUCUUAAUUGUGAAUAUGUUGUAUAUGCUGUGUAUAUUUUGCAACGUGAAAAUACGUUAAAGUGAAAGCUCUUAGCAAAGCAUUUUGCACUGUGUAAGUUCUACGACUUUACUGCAGCCAAAGUGACGUUACUGACUGUGGUAAAUCUUGUAUCAUCAUCAGUACUUUGUUCAUCCUCCGACAACAAUAAAAGGUUCAAAUAUA